Molecule: messenger RNA, 420 nt
Organism: Chrysoperla carnea
Lineage: Eukaryota; Metazoa; Arthropoda; Insecta; Neuroptera; Chrysopidae
Product: endocuticle structural protein SgAbd-6-like
Exons: 2
Coding region: 46-369 (107 amino acids)
Cellular component (GO): chitin-based extracellular matrix
Molecular function (GO): structural constituent of chitin-based larval cuticle
Source: RefSeq, a predicted model, not a curated record
ACAAUUAACAAUCAAUAUCUCAACAAAAACACAAAAUACAUCAAAAUGAAAUUGUCAAUUGCUUUCGCUAUUGUAUUCGUUGCCGCUAUGGCAUACGCUGCACCUCAACGACCAUCCGACAAGGAUGCAGUCAUUGUUAAACAAGAAAAUACCAACAUUGGUGUCGGUCCAUGGAGUUGGGGAUUUGAAACAUCAGAUGGCACAGCUGCUCAAGAAGCUGGUGUAAUUGAAAAUGAAGGAACUGAUGAUGAAGCUAUUGCUGUCCGUGGAACUUACCAAUACGUAAAUUCCGAUGGUGAAUUAAUCCGUGUUUCAUGGAUUGCUGACCGUAAUGGUUUCCAACCUGACAAUUUACCAAAAGGUCCAUAAACAUUUUUUAACGUGAUUAUUUUCCUUUGUAUAUAUUGUACCAUGAACAAA